Agrilus planipennis (emerald ash borer) is the source of this 1590-nucleotide messenger RNA. Its product is annotated as UDP-xylose and UDP-N-acetylglucosamine transporter. Bases 455 to 1474 code for a protein of 339 amino acids. The record is from RefSeq and is a predicted model, not a curated record. Gene Ontology annotation, biological process: transmembrane transport. The transcript has 5 exons. NCBI's taxonomy places the organism in Eukaryota, Metazoa, Arthropoda, Insecta, Coleoptera, Buprestidae. Gene Ontology annotation, cellular component: endoplasmic reticulum membrane; Golgi membrane. Gene Ontology annotation, molecular function: UDP-xylose transmembrane transporter activity; UDP-N-acetylglucosamine transmembrane transporter activity.
AUUAGUGAUGUGAUUAUUUUUGUUAAUAUUUCAUUAUUAUUCUCUUAUAGGCUGUACAAUCCGUAUAACGCAUAAUAGGAAGGCAUAGUAGCCAUUAUGUAGCCAUAGAUUAAGGAAAUACUUUGAUACUGUCGAUUCAUAGAUAAGGUUAUAACAACCUUGAUUAAAAAAAACAGCUUAAUGAAGUAGAUUUUUGAUUAAAGUUUUAAAGAGAUAAUUAGUUCAUGAUUAGUUUCCUUGAACGAAAAUUUAAUAGCUUAGAACUGUUAGUUGUACCUCGUUUUUUCUAAAUGCGUACAGUUACGAUAAUCACUUGACUUUAUCUAUGCACGUAAUUAUUUGCAAGUCACUAAGAGUUGUUAUUAAAAUUUAUUGCUGAUAAAGCAGUCAGUGGACAUAUUUUUGAAAUUUACUACUUUAAAUUAUAUAAGUGUAGUGACUUUAGUAGUAUACAAUGAAUUCUAAAGCUGUUUUUGCAACUGUUAUGGUAUAUAUUGGCUGUGGACUAAAUAAUGUAUUCCUGGAGUACACGAUAAAGCAAGAUCCUGGCUCAGGACAUUUGAUAACAUUCCUUCAGUUCCUUUUUAUUGCAAUUCAUGGAUUUAUAUUUACACAUAAAUUUGGAAGCAUCAAACCUAAAAUUCCUUAUUCAGUUUAUUUCACUUUGGUUGUGAUGUUUUUUUUAACAAGUGUUGUAAAUAAUUGGGCUUUUAAUUUUAACAUACCAGUUCCUCUGCAUAUGAUUUUUAGAUCUGGUUCUCUCAUUGCCAAUAUGAUACUUGGAAUUUUAAUCCUAAGAAAAAAAUACAAACUUUCCAAAUAUAUUUCAGUGUUCAUGGUCACUGUAGGAAUUAUAAUUUGUACACUCGUUUCAAGCCAGCAAAAGUCAAGUAUUUGUACAGACUGUUCUGAUCAAACAGAUAAGAAUUCUAUGAACCAGCCACAAGAAGAAGAUAAAUAUUUUCUGUUUUGGUGGAUUGUUGGAAUUGCUUUACUAACGUUUGCUUUAUUGUUAUCUGCUCGAAUGGGAAUUUAUCAAGAAUGGCUGGCUUCAAAGUAUGGAAAACAUCCAGAGGAAGCUCUCUAUUUCACGCAUAUGUUAUCUUUACCAGGUUUUCUAAUAUAUUCAGGCAGCAUUUAUGAACAUGCAAGAAUUGCAACUUAUAGUGAGCCGUUUUCAGUUUUUUUCUUGAGUAUUCCAAUAUUAUGGAUUUAUUUAAUUGGCAAUAUCAUCACCCAGUACCUCUGCAUUAGUUCUGUAUACACACUGACCACUGAAGUAUCCUCUCUUACACUAACAUUAAUUAUUACAUUAAGAAAAUUCUUUUCUUUAAUGUUUUCUAUAAUUUAUUUUAAGAACCCAUUCACCGUGUAUCAUUGGUUGGGAACUGUCCUUGUUUUUACGGGGACCUUGAUAUUCAGCGAAGUUCCUGCCCAACUUAACGAAUUGUUUAAGAAAAAAAAGAAAGAUUAAUGAUAUGCAUACAUUGUAGUAACCACAAACGUUAUUGUAGAUUGACUACCAAAUGUUAUACGUAAUUUCGAAUUUUUACAAAAAAUUAUACGUAUUAAUAAAGAUAAUAAGACCGU